Molecule: messenger RNA, 378 nt
Organism: Trichoderma gamsii
Lineage: Eukaryota; Fungi; Ascomycota; Sordariomycetes; Hypocreales; Hypocreaceae
Exons: 2
Source: RefSeq, a predicted model, not a curated record
CCCCCUUUGCCGGCAAUAGUACCUCCUUCUCGGCCAUACCUACUAGCUGUUAGUCCCAGCGCAAGACUCUCAAUCCUCCCCCAGCCGCUUUUGCUCCUCUCGCCCCCCCCCCAAAUCUCCAUUCCGUCGCGGAUCUCAUUUCCACGACGCCCAAUUCUGCGUCUUCAAACCUGCGCACCAACUCUUUCCUUGGUCAUCUUCUCUUCUCUUGUUUGCGAUUAUUUGUUUGUGUCUCGUCUUGAAUUGCCCGUCAUUGGCAUUCAUCCUCGCCUAGCAGGCCGUAUUCUAUAUACCUACCAUUCUGCAUCGUUGGCGACUCCAGGCACGCAGCAUAUACGCGAAUCAUUCAUUUACGCCUUAACAAGUUUCUUCUUUUAA